GAAUUAUGGGCACGACAACAAUCACAAAUUAAACCUCAAACAGUAUUAGUCGAUGUCGAGGAAUCAGUUUUAGAUGAUGCCGAGGAAUCGGUUUUAGAAGAUAAUUACUAUUUCAUUGAUAAAGAGGAAGUUAAGGGGUACGAUUUUACUGAGCAUGAGGAAAUGAGGAAUCUGAACUCCGAAAAUGUGUCAAUUCGGAAUACUUUGCUUGAAAUACUCUAUCAAUGCCGAUCCAAAGAUCUUGAAUCAGGCAAGACGAUUAUGAAUUCGAUUUUUUUGAACGGAAUAAUAGAUAUGACAGAUGCUGGUGUGAAGCAAAGUGUACGAUCUAAGUUGAAUAAAGAACAAAAAUCAUGGCUUGAUCGAAAACUAGAAAAGCAAGCUUGGGAUCAAACCACUGUGUUCAAGGAUUAUUGUAGUCAGUUCACAGAAGAUAAAUGCGAUCGAGUCCAAAUCCCCACUCUCGUGCGAAAGUCUUAUAUUGUUAUUGCUUAUGUGAAGUUAAUGGAGUCAAAUGCAUCAAGCCUUGAAAGAACAUAUUCAAUUGAUACAACCAUAUAUAUCAUGAACAGACUCUUCAGAAUGCACCAAGAUGUGCUGGAUUGGAAUUGGAUGGAAAUACUCACUACAGUUACAAAGAACCGGAAGAUAGAUGGUGUUUUGAAAGUUCUCAAGAUAAAAAAAGAAAACCAUCGGAUAAUAGGAAUUGCCAAAUUCUCGAGAGGUAUAAAAUCCCCCGAUACCAAAGAUGUUGAUGAUAAG
This is a messenger RNA of Racocetra persica, 762 nucleotides long. The record is from the annotation of a GenBank genome assembly. NCBI's taxonomy places the organism in Eukaryota, Fungi, Glomeromycota, Glomeromycetes, Diversisporales, Gigasporaceae.